AAAGGGAUUCGUGAUCCUUACCAGCACCCACGUUGACACCAAUUGCCAGAGAUGGCGAACCCCAAUGCGAUGCGGCCGUCGAUAGGUCGCGUAUUGCGCCUCCAGGAGACUCUGCAAUGGCUGCCCACGACACCGGCGACGGCCACCCAACCCCGAACCGCAGCGGCAUGCUUCUCGACUUCGGCUGCGCACUCGGUGCGCAAGACCCGCGACAACAAUCGCCUGCGAGGUGUCAGUACCAUGAAGAGAUCCGGUCCCCGUGAGCCGCUGUCCGUAUCAUGGGAGACGCUACCCAAGCCGUCAAACUACAAACGUGAGGUUCCUACGGACCCGAACCACGGGCUCUGGGACUUCUUCUACGGCAAGAACAAGCUCUUGAACACGCCCAAAGAGGACCAGUCUCAUGGCCGUGCAUGGACAGUGGAGGAGCUGAGAAAGAAGAACUGGGAAGACCUCCACUCGCUGUGGUACGUCUGCCUGAAGGAGAGAAACCGCAUUGCGACGACGAGUCUCGAGCGUGAGAGACGCAAAGUCGGUUUCGGAGGAUUCGAGGCCAACAGCAGGGACGAGACGGUUGUCACGACAAUGAAGGCGAUCAAGCAUGUCUUGACCGAACGUUUUUACCUCUGGGAGGAUGCGCGCAGACUGGCCGAGAACGACCCCGAAAUCAAUCUCUCUGGUGAAGGAGAGGCAUACACGCCGCUGGCAGGAUACGAGAACAUGGAAGAGGGCAACAAGUACCUCGCCGAGGAGGUCGAGGCCGCAGCUGUCGAGUCACCAGUUAUCGAGGCUCAAGCCGUCGAGGCGCCCGUCGAGCCUCAGGCAGAGAAGAAGGAAGCCGCACCUGUUACGCCAGAGGCUGAGGAAGAGGCCGAGGUCAAGGUGAAGCCACCGCACCCGGCGAAGAAGGUCAAGCCCAGCAAACCGGUUGAGAGCAAACCUGCGCCGGCGAUGCCCAAGCCGAAGAUCUGAGCGGCUCUGUUUGUUAUCUCCCCGUUCAGCGCGAGGGUCGCAGACGGGAGAGUCAUGUAUCAUUGUAUCCAGACAUGUAUAGAAUCUUGUACGAUACGAAUAUUUUGUGCCAGGCG
Messenger RNA from Colletotrichum scovillei, 1088 nucleotides. RefSeq lists its product as uncharacterized. Gene Ontology annotation, cellular component: mitochondrial large ribosomal subunit; mitochondrial ribosome. Gene Ontology annotation, molecular function: structural constituent of ribosome. Lineage: Eukaryota; Fungi; Ascomycota; Sordariomycetes; Glomerellales; Glomerellaceae. The transcript is spliced from 2 exons. Gene Ontology annotation, biological process: mitochondrial translation. The coding region runs from base 52 to 972 and encodes 306 amino acids. The record is from RefSeq and is a predicted model, not a curated record.